AUGAAGGCAUCUAUCGUCCUUGCUGUUUUGGCUGUCUUUGCCGGAAAGGCGCUUGGUCAAAAUUGCCGCAGGCUGAACCAGGCCUGUACUCGUACCCCUUUGUUGGGCCGGGCGGAUAUUGACUCGCGACCUAGAUCCCGUCUCACUACUGCUGUCCUGGGACCUACUGCUCACCUGGAGGCAUUUGUCAGAGGACUUAAGAAGCCUUGCUCUGUAGGCACAAGGUUUGCCGAUAGCAGUUGA
Molecule: messenger RNA, 243 nt
Organism: Clonostachys byssicola
Lineage: Eukaryota; Fungi; Ascomycota; Sordariomycetes; Hypocreales; Bionectriaceae
Source: the annotation of a GenBank genome assembly